Saprolegnia parasitica CBS 223.65 is the source of this 471-nucleotide messenger RNA. RefSeq lists its product as hypothetical. The coding region runs from base 1 to 471 and encodes 156 amino acids. The transcript has 2 exons. NCBI's taxonomy places the organism in Eukaryota, Oomycota, Saprolegniomycetes, Saprolegniales, Saprolegniaceae. The record is from RefSeq and is a predicted model, not a curated record.
AUGAUCGAGACUGCGCCCGACCGCCCGCACGUCCUGCGCAAGGUGCUCGCGGUGCUGCACCACUGCGUCCUCCAUGGCAGCGACGCGUUUCUCAACGCUGCGUUGGCAAAGAAGCCGCUGUUGCGCGACCUCGCGCUCCAUUACAACCGGGACGAAAGCCAGCAGUACAAGUACAGCAAGGACUUGGACGCAGGCGCAGGCGUGCGCAAGCUUGCAGCCGGCCUCUUCGACGUCCUCCACUCGCCAUCGGCACUGCACGACGCCCGGUCGGCCGCGUUGCAGCUGCAGAAGAAGCUCUCGGCCUCUGGCAUUGGCCUCUUAUCGCCGUCGGCAUCGCCGCGCCCGAGCACGUACUUGGACAGUUCGCGGCCCGCGCCGUACACGGAUGACCCGUCCCCGCCGUCGUGGGAGCUCGGCGGUCGAGGCCACGUUUGCCACGAAUUCAACACGGACGCUGCCGACGCGCACUGA